UGUACGCCCUCGUACGCGCGCGUAUGCGCAUAUGUGGCGAGGGCCUUUGUAACUUCAUUUUGCAGUUGAAAAAUACGAGUGACAUUUUUUUUUGUUAAACAGAAAGUCAGUCAGCUAAUUGGACAUUGAGCAAUUACAAUUUUAGAAUAUACAUGAAUAGUUUUUAUAAAUUUUUACGUAAUGUUUACUUAGACUGAUAAGGUGUAGGUGUGAAUGAACCUUAAAAUGACCUGAAAUUGGGUAUGUGGUCUUGUGGCAAACGUGACAAAGAAACUUACUUUAGUGCCGGUUCAAAAGAAUCAGGUAACAGGUAUAGCUGUGACUUAUAAUGGCAUUUAAACUUUUAAAAAGCUGGAGUCGCCUACAAACUGUAGUGACCAAUGAAACUUUCAGAACCACAGUUUACAAAUUCAGAUACCUUGGAGCUGGACUGGUAGCAGCUAGUGUAGCAGUUUACAGUUCAUCUAAUGACAAUGUCUAUGCAGCCCAAUCAGAAUUGGACCUUCAGCAUUUUAUGGCGGAGCCUAUAACAAGCAUUGAACACUUGACAAAGAACAAAGAUGACAUGAAGACUAAAAUGGAAUUAUUAAUAAUGAAAAUUCAAGCAGAUGUUGUUAAAUCUUUGGAAUCUCUGGAAGAAUUUGAAACCAAAUUUAAAGUUGACAGAUGGACUAGGAAGGAAGGCGGUGGAGGUAUAACUUGUGUACUUCAGGAUGGCAAUGUUUUUGAGAAAGCUGGAGUUAAUAUUUCAGUGGUCAAUGGUACAUUACCUUCUAAUGCUGUACAGCAAAUGAGAGCUAGAGGUAAGACUAUGGAUGAAGGUGCUUUACCUUUCUUUGCUGCUGGUGUCAGUUCUGUUAUUCAUCCCAGGAAUCCAAUGGUGCCUACCAUUCAUUUCAACUACAGAUACUUUGAGGUGACAAACAAAGAUGGUUCUAAACAGUGGUGGUUUGGGGGAGGUACUGACUUGACACCCUACUAUUUGAAUGAAGCAGAUGCCAAGCAUUUCCAUAAAACACUCCAACAGGCAUGUGAUAAGCAUGAUCCAUCGUACUACAGCAAAUUCAAGAAAUGGUGCGAUGAUUACUUUCAUAUACCUCACAGAGGAGAAAGAAGAGGUGUUGGAGGUAUAUUUUUUGAUGAUUUAGAUACACCGGAUCAGAAAGAGGCUUUCAAAUUUGUCGAGUCAUGUGCUGAAGCUGUAAUUCCAUCAUAUAUCCCACUUGUGAAGCAACACAAAAAUGAUGGCUAUGGUUAUGCUGAACGACAAUGGCAAUUGUUAAGGAGAGGUAGAUAUGUAGAGUUCAAUCUAAUUUAUGACAGAGGAACCAAGUUUGGACUUUAUACUCCAGGUGCUAGGUAUGAGAGUAUUUUAAUGUCAUUACCUUUGACUGCUAGAUGGGAAUACAUGCAUGAGCCAAAAUCAAAUACAAGAGAAGGGCAGUUAAUUGAAGUUUUGAAGAAUCCUAGAGACUGGUUGUAAAUUUAUUAGUUUCCACAGAGUUUCACUUAAGUAUUAAUCUUAAUAGAUGUAAGUGUUGGAGGUGAUGGGUUAUGCGUGUGAUUAUUAUAGAAUAUUAUUAUGUUUGUUAUAAAUGUUGUUAAGAGUGAAUUAAUUUUUAUAAAUCAAGGAA
Molecule: messenger RNA, 1634 nt
Organism: Phymastichus coffea
Lineage: Eukaryota; Metazoa; Arthropoda; Insecta; Hymenoptera; Eulophidae
Gene: Coprox
Product: oxygen-dependent coproporphyrinogen-III oxidase
Exons: 3
Coding region: 329-1483 (384 amino acids)
Cellular component (GO): cytoplasm; mitochondrial intermembrane space
Molecular function (GO): coproporphyrinogen oxidase activity
Source: RefSeq, a predicted model, not a curated record